Messenger RNA from Ixodes scapularis (black-legged tick), 1210 nucleotides. RefSeq lists its product as uncharacterized. Lineage: Eukaryota; Metazoa; Arthropoda; Arachnida; Ixodida; Ixodidae. The transcript has a single exon. Bases 76 to 528 code for a protein of 150 amino acids. The record is from RefSeq and is a predicted model, not a curated record.
CAACGCGUGACUUGCGGAAGGGGUUUAUUGAGUGACACGUUCCCGCUCGCUUCGUUCCCCAUCUUAACCACGCAGAUGCAGCACCCCGACGCAGUUCGUUCCGGCUCGUCGUCGUCGUCGUCGUCGUCCGGCUGGGCCAGCGCCCGUCACAAGGCCUACACCCUGCUUGGUGCCUCCGUCUCGGUCAGCCUAGCCGUGCUGGGCACGUACCUGACCGCCGCCGUGCAUCCGGGCUUUCUGCCCGUUCCCUUCUUCGCGCUCUUCGUGCUGUGCCACGUGCUCGUGCACCCGUCGACCGCCAAGAGCUGCUACUUCGGCCCCCCGGUCAUCCGCUACGCCAUGCCCAGAGAGUUCUCCUACGAGAUCAUGGUCCUCAAGGCUCAGCCAGACUACAUGACCGUCCCCGUCAGGAAGGAAGCUCCGCCGCGGCCUCGACCACCUGUCCGAGUGACUACGAACCGCGGAGCGUACUGCGCCCCGAUCGUGCCCAGUUUCCAGGUGCCGCCCGUGGCCAUUGUUGUGAUGUAAGCCUGGAACUCUGGUUCCUGAAGCGCGUCUACGUCUUCUGCAUGUUUACCGUGUCCUAAACAGUCUAUCGCUCUGCAGAAGAAUCUGGAAACAGAUUGCGUCUGAUGAAAUCGUAGAAGCGUCGCGCUGUCGCCGGCCGCUCUCGUGGUGGCCUUACAGCAGUGGUGCACGGUGGACGAGGCAGACGCCUUUUCUGCAGCAGGUCACUCUUCAGCCCGAGUGUCCACGGAGGCUUCAGCAGGCGGGAGGAGUUGGGAUGUUCACUCCGGGGCUUCUAACGCCAACCACCAGUAUCGCGACGUCCGAGAACAUGACGUGGCGGCUUUUAUGAGGUCAUUUGAUGCCACUUCGGGACCAUUUUCGAUGUACAGGCUGGGCACGACACGAAACAAACACACCAGUCGGAGACGCUCUUCAGGUUCCAUACUGAAACGUGAAGAACUGGCUUUCUCAGUUUCCACGGGUAAACUAUUCGGGGGAGUUUGUUAGGCGAUGCUGAAUGGUGCUAUCUGACGUGACUGACCUCUCCGGGCAGUCUCUUUUUCUACCUAUCGUGGUCGUGCGGCCUUCAUCGUGAUCCAACUUCAUAAUAUUUCACUGCCAAUGUAAAUACGUAUUUAUGGUGUACAUAACGAGGAGGUGUUCCUGCAUCAAAAGCAAUAAAUGUUUUGUUUUCCUGGUA